Molecule: messenger RNA, 2029 nt
Organism: Phascolarctos cinereus (koala)
Lineage: Eukaryota; Metazoa; Chordata; Mammalia; Diprotodontia; Phascolarctidae
Product: N-acetyltransferase 8-like
Molecular function (GO): N-acetyltransferase activity
Source: RefSeq, a predicted model, not a curated record
GGACGACAAACCUAGCAAGUCUGAUGCUGGCAAAUAAGAGCAGCCGCACUGGACAAGAAGGUAUUCCAGAACCAAAGAGUGGGCGGGGCUUUGAGGCUGUGGCCCAGAGAUAAGGAAGGGGGCGCUCGAGAGCACUUCUGAAUCGGAAAGACUGCCAUGGCCUGGGAGGUUGGUGAGGCUGCGGGCUUCAUGCUCCGGGAAUUCCAGCCUGGGGACGCGGAAGCGGUGCGGGAGCUGUUCGCUGCGGGCAUGAGCGAGUACGGACCCGUGCUGUGCACACACGUGCUGCAGCAGCCUUGGAUAAUGCUCACCCUGACCGGUACGUUCCUGCUGCUGGUGUCCAGCGCACACUCCCUGCUCCUACCUGCGUUCGUCCUGACACUGCUACUGGCAACUGGCCACCUGGUGCUGGGCCAAGUCUGGGCCCUUUACAUCCGGAGUUGCCUCUCUCAAGACCUGAAGGACAUUGGGGACGCCUACGGGCCGCACUGCGGUGCCCGCUUCUGGGUGGCUGAGGCCGGGGGCCAGGUAGUGGGUAUGGUGGGCGCGCGGCCAGAGGAGGGCCACGGUCCCUCCGGCGUGCUGGUGCUGAAACGCAUGGUGGUGCGCCGAGACUACCGAGGCCGCGGCGUGGGCAAAGCCCUGGGACGAGCUGUUCUGGCCUUCGCCUGCGAGCAGGGCUGCCGCGCCGUGGUGCUUGUCACGCACCGGUUGCAACGCGAAGCCCGGAGCCUCUACCUCGGCCUCGGCUUCCAGCCAGAGGCAUCUCAGCCGCUUCCCACCUUCUACGGACGCCUGGUGGACUUUACACUCACCCGCUACCGCUACGACCUUGCACCGGGGGACUAAGGCGCUGCAGCCUAGGGAAGACCUUGAACAGGAGGACUGUGUUUCCUGGAAAAGGAGAGACAGAAAGCAGAGCUAGAACUCCUCCCUCUUUCGCUUAGGGAGGGACCCAGAUGAAAACAUUAAUGAAAUUAGGGUUAACUGGUUUGGGGAUUUCAGGGGGCAGUGAGCGUGUGUAUAUGUGUGUGCGUGUUUGCAUCCCGAACAAGUCAUUUCAACUCCCGGGAGCACAAUAUCUUGCGACUGGAUGUACUUUGUGAUUUCUAAGGAUACUGAAAGCAAUUAAAUAACGAGUAUGCGUUAUGGGGAGAACAGAUGAAGUAUAUUAUAUUGCAGAACAUUAGGUGCCUCUCACUUUUUUUUUUUUUGGUUAAAUGUCCAAAUAAUCGUUCUGGGUUUGGGGCUAGGGGGUGCAAAUACCCUUGAAAAGAGGAAGGAUGACAAGAUUAAAAAACUACUUAAUGCUUUCUUCCUUGAGUUUUAUGAACCUCUGUAGAAUGCAUUAGCAAUACUGUCCUUUCCCACCCCCCACCCAGGCUAGAAUUUACUGUUAAUAAACGUAACCUUCCUGUUAAUAUGCUUAAACUUAGAUUGAGAAAAAGAAAUUCCCUGAAAUUGUACCGUACUUUUCAUGAGUGCUCUGCCUCCAGCCCAUCCUCCACCCUUCAUCUAGCAUGACUUUGAUAUUAGAUGGCACCAUAGAGUGUGAUUUGAGGUGCAAAAACGAAGUUUCCAAAUGAGCCCCUGAAAUGCCUGAAAUUCUUCCAUUGUCUUUAUGAGCACGAUUUGCAAUUCACCGUACUAUAAUUUCAUUUAGAGUUAAUAAGGGCCUUCUUAAAAUAAAGAUAAUAUGUGGAAGGUUAGUUUUAUUGGUUAUUCACACCUUAUUAGGAACUAAUUGUGAAACCAAAGUAGUCUCUAAAAAGAUAUCCUCUAAUAAAUGCAGGGCACUAUUCUAUACCCCAGAGCAAAAAAAAGAAAUAAUACAUGGUACCUGUGUUCAUACAACCAACAGUUUAGUGCAUAAUUUGAGGGGGGAGGGAGGACUUAUACAAAAUAUUGUUUGUUGCGGUCCAGUGGUUUUCCAGUUGGACACUUCCUGACAACAUUUGGUGUUUUCUUGGCAAAGAUACUUGAGUGGUUUGCCGUUUCCUUCUCCAAUUCAUUUUUGAGAUGAGGAACU